Theobroma umbraticum is the source of this 1533-nucleotide messenger RNA. It is a transcript of the gene MENG, whose product is annotated as S-adenosyl-L-methionine-dependent methyltransferases superfamily protein. Gene Ontology annotation, biological process: phylloquinone biosynthetic process. Gene Ontology annotation, molecular function: 2-phytyl-1,4-naphthoquinone methyltransferase activity. The record is from RefSeq and is a predicted model, not a curated record. NCBI's taxonomy places the organism in Eukaryota, Viridiplantae, Streptophyta, Magnoliopsida, Malvales, Malvaceae.
CUUUCGCCAUGAAAUUUAACUUCUUUUUCAAUCUUUUUAAAUUCAAAAUUGUUCAUAUCCCUUUUAUAGUCUCCAUUAGUUUAAUUAUAAUCUUUUAUUAUAAGGCUCGUUUCUAAAAUAAAGAAUCAUUUCGUUUUCAUAUAGGGAUUUUUUAACUUUUUUUAAUUUAAACUUUAGCAUAUGGUACGUAACUAGCUAGAAUCUUAAUUAAUUUCAAUCCAAUAUUUGAUUUUUAGUUUAAAUGUUGAACUAUUUUUUAUUAGCCCAUGGUGUUGUCUAAAACAUUUAGAAUUGUAAGAGAAUUGAUUUUUUUCCAUAAUAUGGUGGAUUUUACCUUUUUGAAAAAAUAUUAAGAAGUACUGAGAGCUUAGAACGAACAUGUAUAGAGCUAUGUACGUUUUAAAGAUAAAAGCUUGACUGUAGACAGAAACACAAUCUCGGGCUAGGUUCUAGGUUUCGGCCGGCUUCAACUGAAGCCCAAACAUAGUAACGGGGGCUGGGUUUGUCAUUUUCCGCGGUUUACCAGAAUAGAAAGUAGAAAGGAUAAGCAUCGGAACUCCGAACAAAGAAAAUGGCUUCUCUCCGAUUCUCGGUUCCGCACCUACCUGGUCCCCGGUUCAAGCGCCGUCCGGUUCGCUGCGCUGGCGAGCGCCAGGAGCUUUUUAACUGCAUUGCUCCUGUUUACGACAACUUAAAUGAUUUGCUGAGUUUUGGUCAGCAUCGAAUAUGGAAACGCAUGGCCGUAUCCUGGAGUGGGGCAAAACCGGGUGAUUCAGUGUUGGAUUUGUGCUGUGGAAGUGGGGAUUUAACGUUCCUCUUGUCCGAGAAAGUUGGUUCCUACGGCAAAGUAACGGGCCUUGAUUUCUCGAAGGAGCUACUAUCAAUUGCUUCAUCACGGCAAUGCUUGCUUUCAAAUGCUUGCAACAAUAACAUUGAAUGGGUUGAAGGUGAUGCACUUGAUUUGCCAUUUUCUAAUGGUAACUUUGAUGCUAUUACUAUGGGUUAUGGGCUACGGAAUGUGGUUGAUAGACGUCAAGCUAUGCGGGAGAUGUUUCGAGUUUUGAAGCCAGGCUCAAGGGUAUCAAUCCUCGACUUUAAUAAAAGCAUGCAGCCAUUUACUGCCUUGUUUCAGGAAUGGAUGAUUGACAAUGUAGUAGUUCCAACAGCAACAGUUUAUGGCCUUGCCAAGGAGUACAAGUAUUUGAAAGCUUCAAUCAAUGAAUUUUUAACAGACGCUCUUGAAUAUUCUACACAACAAAACAUUGCAUUGAAGAAACAGCAACAAUGUGAUACUUACAGUGUUCCAGCAAUGGCAGUGCUGAUGUGACUCUGAUCUUCCUGGAAAGACCUUGCUAAUCCAAAGUCGGCAAUUUUGGCACGGAGCCUUGAAUCCAACAAGAUAUUGCUAGCUUUUAUAUCUCGGUGAAUGAUUUUGUUCUUGGAGUUCUCGUGAAGAUAGACUAAACCUUCGACGGUCCCCAUAAUAACUUCAUAUCUCUUUUCCCAGUUAAGCACUUUACCUCUGCUGGGAUC